This is a messenger RNA of Cloeon dipterum, 1400 nucleotides long. It is a transcript of the gene Syx7, whose product is annotated as syntaxin 7. Gene Ontology annotation, molecular function: SNARE binding; SNAP receptor activity. Gene Ontology annotation, biological process: intracellular protein transport; vesicle fusion; vesicle-mediated transport. The record is from RefSeq and is a predicted model, not a curated record. NCBI's taxonomy places the organism in Eukaryota, Metazoa, Arthropoda, Insecta, Ephemeroptera, Baetidae. The transcript is spliced from 7 exons. The coding region runs from base 166 to 990 and encodes 274 amino acids. Gene Ontology annotation, cellular component: synaptic vesicle; endomembrane system; SNARE complex.
UUGGCCAGAGUGUAAAUCAGAUGACCUGCGCUGCAGUUGACAGUUCUUUACUUUGGACUUGCCUAUUUCACGUCGCUAAUUUAGCUUCUUUCCUUCUUUAUCUUAUUUGCUCUAGAAGAUUGGGAUUAUUCCGAUAAUUUGGCCAGUUACACUCCUCUAGCCACUAUGGACGGUGGAUACUCACUUUAUCAAAACAGCAGCGGCGGCAGAGGCGAACGAGACUUUCAUCAGUUGGCCCACUCGAUAGGAAGCAGCAUCCAGAAAAUCUCGAAAAAUGUCACUUCUAUGCAGCGAAUGGUUCACCAACUGGGCACACCUCAGGAGAGUUCUGACUUGAAGUCUCAACUGCGACAACUCCAACACUACACCCAGCAGCUGGUGAAAGAUACGAACGACAACAUCAAGGAACUCUCCAAAAUCAACACAUCUGUUCCUUCAGAAAAGCAGCAAUGGAAAAUGCAAAAAGAGCGACUCACAGAGGAGUUUACCACGGCGCUGACGUCCUUCCAAGAGGUCCAGAGGCUAGAGGCCCAAAAAGAAAAGGAGGACAUCAAAAGAGCUAAGCAGGCUUCUGGCAGGGUGGCCUUGUCCAUGGAUGGAUUUGGAGGAGCGAGUACGAGACAGUCCGAGCAGCUGAUAGAGCUGAAAGAUCAGCAGGAAAUGAAGCAGGCCCAGCUGCAAGAAGAGCAAGAGCUGAGAGAACUGGAAGAGCGGGAGCAGGCGAUCAGACAAUUGGAGAGUGACAUUGGCGAUGUAAACCAGAUUUUCAAAGAUCUGGGACAAAUGGUGUAUGAGCAGGGGGAGGUGAUCGACAGCAUAGAAGCCCAUGUUGAGAAAACAGAAAUAUUUGUGUCUGAAGGUACGGGCCAGUUGAGACAGGCCAGUAACUAUCAGUCCAAGGCGCGAAUGAAGAAGUUCAUAUUCUUCACCUGUUUGGGUCUUGUUUUGGCUGUGAUUCUUGCGUACAUCAUUUAUGAACUAUCAAAUUAAUAUUUAAACUGGAAAUGAUUGAUGAGUAACCAUGCAAAGUAUUUAACUGAAAUCUACUGACUAGUUAAUUUAUGAUUCUAAUACUCAUUAAUUUUGUCAUUCCAAGUGUUAGAAAAUUAUAUUAAUUCAAAUCCUAUUUUGCCAUUAGUCACUGUGACAAUAUAAAUCUAUACCAUCUUAUGUAGGAUAAGUUUUAUGUUUGUCAACUUAAAAUAUCACUAUAAUUUAUGAGACUCCUGUGAAUUACUGAUCAUAAUUUGGCCCAAAAACCUGAGUCAUUUAAAAUAUAAUCUUAUUAUGCUCUGGGCCAUGAAAUUGUCAAGUUUUAAAAUUGAGUAUGUGGUAAGCUGGUUUCAGAGUCAUUGUUUAAUAAAUUUAUUUAAUAAAGCACUACUUCUUUCUAAGCAAAA